Staurois parvus is the source of this 542-nucleotide messenger RNA. NCBI's taxonomy places the organism in Eukaryota, Metazoa, Chordata, Amphibia, Anura, Ranidae. The record is from the annotation of a GenBank genome assembly.
AUGAUAUGGAGGGGAUUGGAACACCUGAAUCACAUGAUAUGGAGGGGAUUGGAACACCUGAAUCACAUGAUUGGGAGGGGAUUGGAACACCUGAAUCACAUGAUAUGGAGGGGAUGGAACACCUGAAUCACAUGAUAUGGAGGGGAUUGGAGCACCUGAAUCACAUGACAUGGAGGGGAUUGGAACACCUGAAUCACAUGAUAUGGAGGGGAUUGGAACACCUUAAUCACAUGAUUGAGAGGGGAUUGGAACACCUGAAUCACAUGAUUGAGAGGGGAUUGGAACACCUGAAUCACAUGAUAGGGAGGGGAUCGGAACGCCUGAAUCACAUGAUUGGGAGGGGAUUGGAACACCUGAAUCACAUGAUAUGGAGGGGAUUGGAACACCUGAAUCACAUGAUUGGGAGGGGAUCGGAAUACCUGAAUCACAUGAUAUGGAGGAGAUUGGAACACCUGAAUCACAUGAUUGGGAGGGGAUUGGAACACCGGAAUCACAUGAUAUGGAGGGGAUUGGAACACUUGGAUCACAUGAUUGGGAGGGGA